Molecule: messenger RNA, 633 nt
Organism: Nematocida minor
Lineage: Eukaryota; Fungi; Microsporidia
Exons: 1
Source: RefSeq, a predicted model, not a curated record
AUGGCCGGGAAAGAGGUUCUGUUGAGCAUAGACGUGGAUGGAAUAGUACAGGCGUGUCUAUCUAUCAACAGCAGGUACGCUGUAGAUGGAGAUACGACACGAAGCAAUAAAGUAAACGACUUUAUGAUCCUGAACGAUAUACUUCGUGAUAAUCUAAAAAUAGAAAACGGUCUCAGCGAUGAAGAAAAACAAGAUGCCGUAGACAUAGUCAUGAACAGAAUCUGCGAGUAUUUUUUGUACAACAACUAUGGGAUGAGUGCCAUUCUCGGGCUGUAUUUUGCACUGGUUUCUGGCAAAAACGAGCUCAUUAGGAGCAGAGCUAUUGCUCUAGUCAAUAACAUUACAAAGCCAAAUACGUUCAUAUACAGCCCCAUCUACGGAAUUCAUAGAAAGGGCGGAGCGGUAGAAGAUAUAAACCCAAACGGCGAUCUAAAGCCCAUAGUGUGCACGCUGGAGAUCGGUGGCACACACUUUUCAAACCUGAAGGAGACACUGCAUGCUACUUCAGAGAGUCUAGCUCGGCAGAACGCCUCGUAUCUGUCCGAGGAAAGACAGAUACUGAAUAUUUUCAACGUUUUCUCGUCGCAAAAGGAAUACUACACUCUGUACGAGCUAUACAACUGUAUACACAAC